Messenger RNA from Suillus paluster, 1524 nucleotides. RefSeq names its product cytochrome P450. Gene Ontology annotation, molecular function: oxidoreductase activity, acting on paired donors, with incorporation or reduction of molecular oxygen; monooxygenase activity; iron ion binding. Lineage: Eukaryota; Fungi; Basidiomycota; Agaricomycetes; Boletales; Suillaceae. Bases 1 to 1524 code for a protein of 507 amino acids. The transcript is spliced from 11 exons. The record is from RefSeq and is a predicted model, not a curated record.
AUGAAAUCGCCGUCACCCUUGGUUGAUUUUUCAAUCUUUCUUCUUACCCUGCUCACAUUGGCAUGUUUUCUUCUACGCACAUGGCUUGGUUCCGUGGGAAGACGUCUACCGCCUGGUCCUCCCACAGGCUGGUUUGGGAAUUUUAGUUUGCCAACUAGCUAUCAGUGGCUUCAUUAUGCGAAGUGGAAAGAAUCAUACGGCGACCUCAUAUAUGUCUACAUUCUGGGUAACCCCAUCAUUGUCAUCAACUCGGCACAGGUAGCAGAAGACCUUCUUGAGCGGCGGAGCAAAAAUUAUUCUUCGAGGCCCAUCAGAACUAUGGUAGUCGAACUAAUGGGAUGGGAUUGGCUCUUUUCGUCGAUGCCGUAUGGGAGCAGGUGGAAACAACACAGAUCGCUCUUCCAUCGUCACUUUCACAGGCAACAGACGUCCAACUAUUACCCAGUCGUAGUAAAGGAAACCUAUACAACUCUUCGAAAUUUGGCCAAUACACCGGAUGACUUUGCUCACCACUUGCGCUGCGCAGCUGCAGCUAUCAUUAUGAGAAUCUCAUACGGACAUGAAGUUUCGGGCCAAGGUGACAUUUACGUGACGCUGGCGGACGAAGCAAUGCAGGGCCUUGGCAUGGCAGGCAUAUUUGGCUCGUUUUGGGUUGAUUACCUACCAUUUUUGAAAUACGUUCCCGCAUGCAUGCCGGGCGCGAAUUUCAAGCGUCGAGCACUGAUAUGGCGCAAAAUGACCAGGGCCAUGGUCGACCAACCAUUUCAGGCAGUGAGGGAACGCAUGGCGAACGGCACUUCCAUUACAUGUUUAGCGCAGAAGGAACUGGAGGAGUUGCAAAAGAGUGCAAAUCCGGAUCCUGACUAUGAGACCACGAUUAAAAAUGUUGCAGGUAUCUCCUAUGCAGCUGAUUUGCAGACGGUUUCUACCUUGCUUUCAUUCGUCUUGGCGAUGCUGGUUCACCCCGAAAACUUGAUAAUGUUCUUGCCAUGGAGCGCCUGCCAACUGUUUGCCGACAGAUCUGAACUGCCAUACAUUGACUGUAUUGUUUGGGAAUGUCUACGAUGGAACCCAGUGCUCCCUAUGGGGGUGGCUCACUUUGUAUCUUCAAAUGAUGAGUACAACGGUUAUUUUAUUCCCAGCGGUACCGCAGUCUUGCCUAACAUUUGGGCAAUCCUUCACGACGCUGAUGUUUAUCCGGAUCCAUUAACUUUCACCCCUGAGCGUUUCUCGGACCAAGCAAGGAACGAGGACCUUGGUAUCAAUAAACUUCCUUGGCCAGCCUUCGGCUUUGGCAGACGGAUGUGUCCUGGACGCUGGCUGGCGUACGAAUCUGUUUGGUUUUCAAUAGCGUGCAUUCUAUCCGUGUACUCAAUUGAGAGAGCCAUUGAUGAGAAUGGCCUCGAGAUUGUGCCAGAAGUUGUGUACACUGCCUCUCUGCUCAGCCGACCUAAGCCUUUCAAGUGUCGCUUUAUACCUCGAUCGGAAAGAGCUGAUCACUUAAUCAAGGGUUCUGCCUCCUGA